AUGAAGGCCAAGUUCGCUCUCGGGACGCUCGUCGUCGCGUCGCUUCCGAUCCUGGGAACUUGCGUCAACCCACUGGUCAAUCUGACAUACGCCACGUACAUCGGGCGGCCGCUUGUCAAUGGAAUCACGCAAUGGCUAGGCAUCCGCUAUGCAGCGCCGCCAGUGGGCAACCUCCGGUUCGGACCUCCCCGAGAUCCGCUCUUCGUCCCUACGCCGCAGCAGGCCAACAAGCACGGGAAGUUCUGCCUCAAGACGGGAGACAGGCCGAACAGAACGAUGACGUCCGAGGACUGUCUCUUUCUCGACGUCUACGCGCCCAGCAAUGCGACAGCCGACUCCAAGCUGCCCGUCUUUUUCUUCAUCCAGGGCGGCGGCUUCAACGGCAACUCGAACCCCAAUCUCAACGGUACAGGCCUUGUCAUGGCGAGUCAAAACUCAAUCGUUGUCGUGACCUUCAACUAUCGUGUUGGACCCUACGGCUUCCUGACGGACGGGAAGAACGCGACUGCUAACAACGGGCUCCAUGACCAACGCAAGGCGCUCGAGUGGGUGCAGAAAAACAUUGCCCGGUUCGGCGGCGAUGCCGGCCACGUCGUGCUUGGCGGCUCGUCGGCCGGCGCCGCCAGCAUCAGUCUGCACAUGAUCGCAUACGGAGGCAAAGACAUGGGCCUCUUCCACGCCGCAGCCGCCGAGUCGGUCUCUUUCGCCACGGCCCUCACGGUCAAAGAAUCCCAGUACCAGUUUGACAACUUCGUCAUCAGGCUCGGCUGCGUGGGGAGCGACCCGCUUGCCUGCCUGCGCGCAAAGUCGGCCAAGGAACUGCAGGCUCAGAACUUCAACAUACCCUAUCCCGGAUCCGCCAACAAACCUCUAUACAUGUGGAACCCCGUCAUCGACAACGACCUUCUCUCCGAAAUUCCCUACGUUGCCUUUGACAGAGGCAACUUUGUCAGAGUUCCGGUGAUAAUCGGCGAUGACACAAACGGGGGCACCACCUUUGUGCCAUCAACCACUUCGACACGUGGCCAAAGCAAUCAGUUCUUGAAAGACCAGUUUCCCUACCUCACACUGCAGCAGCUGAGCAAGCUCAACGACCUCUAUCCGAAUCCCGAUCAGGGUGACUGCCCCAAUGAGGGCUGCUGGUGGCGCCAAGCGAGCAACGUCUACGGGGAGAUGCGGUACAUGUGCCCCGGACUGUUUAUCAGCGCAGCUGUCACGCGAUACGGGGUGAAUGCAUCAUACGCUUACCGCUGGAACGUGGAAGAUGCAGCGCAAAUGAGCGCAGGGCUCGGCGUCCCUCACACCGUUGAGAUUAACGCCCUGUUUGGGCCAUUCAAUGUGCAAAGCAUGCCACCUGCCAGCUACUUUCCCAACGGCACAAAUGCGCACGCAGUCCCGGUCAUUCAGGGAUACUGGACGAGCUUCAUACAGACAUACGACCCGAAUAGGAAGAGGUGCUGCGGGUCUGCCGUAUGGAAGCGCUGGGACAACUGCACGAAGGAGCGUCUGCGGUUUGAUAGCGGGGGCUGGACCACAAUAGAGCCAAUCGAUGAUGGGCUCAAGAAGAGAUGCGAAUAUCUACACAGCAUAGGGGUGGGCCUUCAGCAAUGA
Messenger RNA from Lasiosphaeria miniovina, 1611 nucleotides. RefSeq names its product Alpha/Beta hydrolase protein. The record is from RefSeq and is a predicted model, not a curated record. The coding region runs from base 1 to 1611 and encodes 536 amino acids. The transcript has 2 exons. NCBI's taxonomy places the organism in Eukaryota, Fungi, Ascomycota, Sordariomycetes, Sordariales, Lasiosphaeriaceae.